Molecule: messenger RNA, 656 nt
Organism: Hyposmocoma kahamanoa
Lineage: Eukaryota; Metazoa; Arthropoda; Insecta; Lepidoptera; Cosmopterigidae
Exons: 5
Coding region: 1-636 (211 amino acids)
Source: RefSeq, a predicted model, not a curated record
AUGUCAAGCUUGUACGUUGAGAGUGGUGAGUUGUCACGCGCAUGGAAAGCUAGACGAAGGGAACGCACCAAGCAACAGGAGGAAAAAAUUUGGGAUGACUUCUUCAAAGAGAAGGAUGUGGUAUUGUCUGUUUGUGAAGACGACCCGUACCAGUUCCUGGACGAACUGCCUGCAGAGUGUUUGAACGAACUCAUGGAGACGGAGCUGCCACGCACAAAGCCCGUCCAAGACGAGGCGGCCCAUCAGCUUCAACCAGACACGGACACGAAUCCACAGUUAGAAUCCUUACCCCCGAACCCCACAUUUACUUUCGCCGAGAUGGAACAAGACCCUGAUAUGUUCCAUGUCUUCGACGACCACGAGGUCCGUAUCUUCGACGACCACGAGGACGAAACAUUAGGGUGCGACGACCUGAACGAGUCGCUGAGCUCGCCGUGCACGGUGCGCGAACGCAGCGAGCUCAGCCCCGGCCCCGCGCCCAACUUCACGCGCAUGGAGGCGCCGCAGCCCGCGUCCUCCUCGCGCUCCGGCUCGCCCAAGUCGGUGCAGCCGAAGCCCUCCAGUGCGUAUCGGCCUCGCGGCCUCUCUCUGCCGUCCUCUGACUGCAACGCGCCUAAGUGCCAACAUAUUUUUUGAGAUAUUAUUAUUUAAAACCA